GCCCAUAUAUUGUCCUAUAAAUAGAGCAUAUGAUACAAUGUGAUAUACACCUUGAAUAGAACAAUACAAGAGUCUAUUCUCUCUUCUCUUUCUCUCCUUCAUCUCUUCUUCUCUAUUCUUGUUAUUCUCUAGGAAUAGUUUAUAACAUAUAACAUAAAAAUUGUCCCAUGUUGAUUAGUAGGGUUUUGGUUGAUAGACGAAAUGCAAAACCAUUUAAAAUUCACACACACAAAGUGAAGUGAUCGGGAUCCUACAUCUGAAAUUAGCAAUUUUGACAUUUCUAGGUUUUAUGGACAGAUUAGUAGGGUUAUUUAUAUGGAUGAUUUUUAGAAUGAGUAAGCAAAGAGCGAAAUGAAGAGAGAGGCGCAGAAUCUACUGCAGAAGGUGGAUGAAAAAAGUGAGAAAUGCACCGUGGGUUGUCCCAUACUAGAUCGCAUCCUGAACGGCGGAAUACCAACAAAAUCAAUAACCGAAGUCGUCGGCGAAAGCGGAAGCGGAAAAACUCAAAUCUGUCUCCAACUGGUCCUGUCCGCUCAACUACCACCCUCUCACGGCGGUCUCAACGGCUCAUCUCUUUACAUAUACACCGAAUAUCCUUUCCCUAUCCGCCGUUUAAAACAACUCUCCCUCUCUCUCCUUUCAUCUCAUCCAAAUCACCUCCUCCUCAGUAGCUCUGAUCCUCUCUCUCGUAUCAUUCUCCGCGGAAUUUCUUCCGCUGAGAAUUUCGUUGAAUUAUUGCCUGAUAUUGAGCUUUGUUUACGUUACUGGAAAUCACGAUUGUUACCUAUUAGAGUAAUAGUUGUUGAUUCUAUUGCUGCUUUAUUUAGAUCUGAAUUUGGGAAUUGUUGUUUUGAUCUUAAGCGUAGAUCUUCCUUGUUUUUCAAGAUUUCUGGUGGAUUGAAAUCGUUGGCGGAGAGAUUUGGUUUGGUUGUGGUUGUUACGAAUCAGGUUGUUGAUUUUAUUGAAGGGAAUGAAAGUGUUAGAAUUGGGAAUUUUAGUGAAUUGUGUUCUUCUGGUAGAAGGGUUUGUCCUGCAUUGGGUAUUUCCUGGGCUAAUUGUGUUAAUUCUAGAAUCUUCUUAUCCAAGGAUCAAACUGGAAUUAAAAUUACAAGAUUUAGUAGCCUUCUUUUUGCUCCUCAUUUGCCACUGUCCUCUUCUCAGUUUGUUAUCUUUUAUAUUAUAAGUAGGGCUGGGCAUCGGUUCGGUUUCGGGCUCAAACCUUAGAACCAGUCGAACCGAUGGGUGACAUAUGCAUAACCAUAUCGAACCAAUUAAAUACUCGGUUUGGUCGGUUUAUGGUUUCUCGGAUUGACUCGGUUUCGGUUCGGUUCAACGGUUUAAACCAUUUUUUAAAAAUUUUGUUUUUCUCAAAUUUUUAAUUAAAAUUGGCCCAAUAUAAUUACAGGUUAC
Trifolium pratense (red clover) is the source of this 1410-nucleotide messenger RNA. RefSeq names its product DNA repair protein XRCC3 homolog. Gene Ontology annotation, molecular function: four-way junction DNA binding; ATP-dependent DNA damage sensor activity; ATP binding. The record is from RefSeq and is a predicted model, not a curated record. The transcript has a single exon. Gene Ontology annotation, cellular component: replication fork; Rad51C-XRCC3 complex. Lineage: Eukaryota; Viridiplantae; Streptophyta; Magnoliopsida; Fabales; Fabaceae. Gene Ontology annotation, biological process: double-strand break repair via synthesis-dependent strand annealing; telomere maintenance via recombination; resolution of mitotic recombination intermediates. Bases 352 to 1224 code for a protein of 290 amino acids.